GUUCUCCUCGAUCGUUCAUACAUCCCCUCAGAAUAAGUUCUCUUUUUCCUCCUCGAUCGUUUCCAUUAGCUAGCUAGGAAAGCCAAGAAUAAUGGGGGUGAUCAGAUACUUCAUUGUUUUUCAGUUCCUCAUUUUACUUGCUUUGUCCUCAGCCUUCCAUGGCAAGAAACAGCAUAUUCCAUGCAAGCACUUAACCUUAUACUUCCAUGACAUCAUAUACAACGGCAAAAAUGCUGGUAAUGCCACAUCCGCCAUUGUUGCAGCUCCAGAAGGAGCAAACUUAACCAUCUUGGCAGGCCGAUUUCAUUUCGGGAACAUCGCAGUUUUCAACGACCCCAUUACCCUCGACAACAAUCUUCACUCAGAGCCUGUUGGCAGGGCUCAGGGCCUUUACUUGUACGACACAAAGAACACUUUCACAGCUUGGCUAGGCUUCACGUUUGUUCUUAAUAGCACAGACCACCUAGGCACUAUAAACUUCAUUGGAGCUGACCCAAUAAUGGUGAAGGCUAGGGACAUCUCUGUCGUGGGUGGGACAGGAGAUUUCUUCAUGCAUCGUGGUAUUGCGACUAUAAUGACUGAUGCAUUUGAAGGAGACGUCUAUUUCAGGCUCCGGGUCGACAUUAAGUUCUAUGAAUGUUGGUGAAUUGAGAUCAUGUUAUAGAAAUGAUCAUUUUCGUUAUGGCUAGGGUUUCGUUAUUACUCUAAUUAUCACGAUCUCUAGAGAUGUAUUAAUUUA
Molecule: messenger RNA, 739 nt
Organism: Carya illinoinensis
Lineage: Eukaryota; Viridiplantae; Streptophyta; Magnoliopsida; Fagales; Juglandaceae
Product: disease resistance response protein 206-like
Exons: 1
Coding region: 92-646 (184 amino acids)
Source: RefSeq, a predicted model, not a curated record